UGCGGGCAGAGUUUGCGGUGGGGCACCAACGAGGGUCUGGGAGGGUGCAGGGGCGGCGAAGUUUCGAGCGAUGUGCCUGUAUCUUCAUUCUGGCAAGCUAUAAUGCACUGUAACGGCAGGCACAGGUCUGAGCCUGCCCGAAUCUUUCAAGAGGACGAGGCGCUCAUCAACAAGAAAUUGCCCAAGGAAGUUCUGAUCAGAGUAUUCUCUUUCCUGGACAUCGUUUCGCUGUGUCGCUGCGCUCAAGUCUGCAAGUACUGGAACAUCCUCGCUCUCGAUGGCAGCAACUGGAAGCGCAUUGAUCUGUUCUCCUUCCAGGUCGAUGUGCAGGGUGCUGUCGUCGAGAACAUCAGCCGCCGCUCCGGGGGCUUCCUGAAGGCGCUCAGUCUCAAGGGAUGCCAGUGGGUCACCGACCCGGCCCUCAGGACCUUCGCGCAGCAGUGCAACAACAUAGAGGACCUCAACCUGCAGGACUGCCGCCGCAUUACAGACAGCACCUGUCACAGCCUGUCUCUGCACUGUCCAAACCUGUACACGCUGGACCUGAAGUCGACCAAUGUCGGCGACUUGUCGCUCAAGUACCUCUCGGAGGGGUGCCCCAACCUGCACCGCAUCAAUAUCUCGUGGUGCGGCGAUAUCACCGAGAACGGCGUGGAGGCCCUGGCGCGGGGCUGUCCGAAGCUGUCGCACUUCAUCGCCAAGGGCUGCGACCAGAUCAACGACGCUUCCGUGCUGCAGCUGGCCCGCUACUGUCCCGACCUGGAGGUGGUCAACCUGGAGCGGUGUGAUAGCAUCACGGACCAGUCCGUGACGGCCAUCGCCGAGAGCUGCCCGCAGCUGCACUACGUCUGCCUGUCCAACUGUCCGGCGCUGCGCGACGUCUCGCUGCUGCGGCUCGCCUCGCACUGUCCGCGCCUCGUCACCGUCGAGGUGGCCGGCUGCGCCAACUUCACCGACGCCGGCUUCCAGGCGCUCGCCAGGAACUGCCACUUCCUAGAGAAGAUGGACCUCGAGGACUGCGUGGCCAUCACGGACGUGACGCUGUCGGCGCUGGCGCAGAACUGCCCGCGGCUCGAGACGCUGACGCUGUCUCACUGCGAGCUGAUCACGGACGAGGGCAUCCGGCAGCUGGGCACGGGGCCGUGCUCCACCGAGCAUCUGGCCGUGCUCGAACUCGACAAUUGUCCGCUCAUCACCGACCAAAGCCUGGAACACCUGCAGGCCUGCCACAACCUGCAGCGCAUCGGCCUCUACGACUGUCAGCUCAUCACGCGCAACGGCAUCAAACGGCUCCGGAGCCACCUGCCCAACAUCAACGUGCACGCGUACUUCGCGCCGCAGACGCCGCCGCCGACGCAGGGCGGCUCCCGACAGCGCUACUGCCGCUGCUGCAUCAUCUUAUGAAACUGGCUCUCUCCGUACUGCGGCUGGCCGACCGGCGGCCGGUACCGCGCCGUGCGCUGGGGCGGCUUCGUGCAGCCGGCGUACCUGCUGCUGGCGCCGGGCCCGCUGGAGGCGGUGCUGCGCGCCGCGCGGCUGCGCGUCUCGUUCGGCCACGACCGGCACGGCCGCUUCCUGCGGCUGACGCGCCGGCGCGCCGCCGUCGCCGACCACUUCCACGCCUACUACGUCUGGCUGCGUAAGCUGGGCGGCCGGCCGGGGCUCGACCAGUACCUGAUCCUGCCCAUCAGCUACCAGGUGACGUACGGCCACCGAGCGCGGCGCGCGUGCGCCGUGUGCGCCCGGCC
This is a messenger RNA of Pollicipes pollicipes, 1748 nucleotides long. RefSeq names its product F-box/LRR-repeat protein 20. Gene Ontology annotation, cellular component: SCF ubiquitin ligase complex. The transcript has 10 exons. NCBI's taxonomy places the organism in Eukaryota, Metazoa, Arthropoda, Thecostraca, Pollicipedomorpha, Pollicipedidae. The coding region runs from base 103 to 1404 and encodes 433 amino acids. Gene Ontology annotation, molecular function: protein binding. The record is from RefSeq and is a predicted model, not a curated record. Gene Ontology annotation, biological process: SCF-dependent proteasomal ubiquitin-dependent protein catabolic process.